This is a messenger RNA of Pieris rapae (cabbage white), 2205 nucleotides long. RefSeq lists its product as uncharacterized. Bases 50 to 1267 code for a protein of 405 amino acids. Lineage: Eukaryota; Metazoa; Arthropoda; Insecta; Lepidoptera; Pieridae. The record is from RefSeq and is a predicted model, not a curated record. The transcript has 6 exons.
UUUUAUAAAAUAUUAUAACGUAAGUAGUAAAUUGUGUGAGGCGGUCGAAAUGGGUGGGUUGGGAGGUGUGGGCGCGGUGUUGGCGGCAGAGAUCUGCGCCCCAAUUCUACUUCUCUGUUGGCUUUGCUGCUGGCCUGAUGACGCCUCAGAUACAAGUUCUGGCAAAUACCCGGCGAGACCUGCCAUUACCAAUGGAUCAUCAGGCUCUCACCGCUUGAGCGAACUGUUUAAUCGGAGAUGCGGCAGCAGCGCGAUCUCUUUACAUUUACCUAGCACUUCCGGAACCACAAAGCAGUCGUUGUCAGCUCAUAGGAGUCACGAAGAAAUCCGUGGCCGUCACCGCUCGCAGGUAGAUGUAGGCGAAGAAGAUAGCCGCUACCACUCUGCUCCUAGCGUCAUUCACGAAGUAUUGCACCGUAGAGACUGGGAGCGCUCUACCAAGGAACUUUACAUUCCUCUAAAACCAGAGAAAGUGGCCUCAUCCCCCAGCUCUCCUACUCCUACUGGUUCAUACAUGUCUCUGGAUAGCAUUGAGCAAUGUGAAGUAACAGACCGACGAAUCUCAAAAACUUGCAAGAAACAUUUUACUAACAUUAAAUGCUCAAAAAAGAAAGAAACCGACGACGAUAUCAAGGAUGACGAUGCGACUGAGACAUCUUGCUUCUAUAUUGGCGACAAUAGUGCCGGGCCCAGUGUUUCAGAGAGGCCAGAAAGGAUUGAAAAAAAUAAUAUUAAAGAAGAUAAUAAUGAGGCAGUCGAGCGAGCGGGUAAUGAUGUUAAACUAUACAGGCAUAAAGAAACUAAGCAAUGUUUAAAUGAAUGCAUUAAAAGCAAGGAUAGAAUGAGAUUGGUGCCAGUCGAAGAGUUAAUCGUGUCUAGGUUUGGGGGCGAGAGUCCCGAUGGCGCGGCCCUGGAUAGAUCAGGGGCGCAGCACCACGGGGCUAAUUCGGGAGCUGAAAUUUGCAGUGCUCGUUUAAUGCCACCGCCAUCUGUCGAACCGUUAGGCUACGCAUCUGACACGUUAUACCUGGACGAAGAAGCGUGGGGUAACGCGCCGAGCACGGCAUUGGCUUGGUCACCUCCCGCUGAAGGCUUCCUGCGUGCCCGCCAUGCUAGUGCCGGUGAUGUGUUAGCACCCACACACCGCCCGCAAUCAGGAGCACUCUCCGAAAGUGAUAUAGACUUUGAGCUAGAGGCGUGUGACGAGUUGCCGCCUCCAUAUCACGAGGUGCAUCUGCUCAAACACAGAAAUGAAACCGCUAUAUAAUUUACACAGUAGCAAUCAAAUAAAGUUGACACGUUCAUUGUUCAUAAAUUUUUGGCUAAAUGUAAUUUAUUACCAAAGUUUUGUGUACCCUAAACAAAACUGACUAAAGAUGUUAAUAAAUUAAAUUAUUUUUAUAGUAUAGGGCUAUCUCUAUUUUGAAACUAAACGAGCAAUUAAUUAUAUUAGGUUUCAUUAGAAAGUGUGCAAUUAAUUAUCAUCUGUGAAUUAAGUAUUUUAAUGUAAUCUUGUUUGUCUAUUUUACGACGUAAUACCGUAGUUAACGAAACUAAUAUGUUAGGAGAUGUAUUGAAACUGGUGCGGUUUUAAUGAGUGUCAUCAAAUCAUAAAUCAUAGACUUAGGACGGCCUCGCUUCCGCUUUCCCUGUGGGUUUCCAAGCAAGCGCUCGCCUGGGGGUAACAUUAGAAUCUCUUUUGAGUGUAUGGCCUAUCCGAUUCCACUUGCGUCGUUUUCGGGGUCUAAAGUUCUCAUUUGUAGUUGUUUUUAGAGAUAUUCAUUUAUCAAAGAUAUUUCGGUAAGAAUAAAAUUAUUUACUAAUAAUUAUUUACAAAUGACCACGAAUGCUACAAACAAUGAAAUAGGCAUAAGCGGGAAUGACAUGAAAUAAAUUCCAAUGCAGGUCUUUGUUAAGUGUCGUUUACAGGCGUCUGAAUGUGAUAAAUUAUAAAUGUUACUAGUAGUUUUACAUUGUAACUAGAUAUAUAUAGUUCGAAUUCGAUUUUACGAACUUUAGAUUUCAGAGUAAAUUACAGGUAUAGUCAGUUCAAUUUGUUCUACGUACAUAUGAUAUAUAAGAUAAAUACUAUGUUUAUUAUUGUAUAUUAAUGAAAUAUAGCAAUGUCUUUAUCCCCUGUGGGUUCAUAUAUAUUGAGGAAAUAUUUUUGGUGUUAUUGUUCCAAGUAUUACAUGGCUUAUAAUA